AUGAGUUCUGAGGAUGUCCAGAAUAAAAUAAAAUUAAUUGAAGAAGCUAUAGCUGAAGACCAGAAUAAUAAGGUCAAGGAGCAAAGUUCCAAACAAAUGUCUAUGGAAAACUUGAAGAACUUCUUCCAGAGGAAAUAUCCCAAUGAAACAGAAGAUGAAAUCAUGGUUAGGAUUUUGGAUCAUAUGAAGAACCAAUUCUUCUCUACUUUUCCAACAAAAGCAUCAAAAGAUGAAGAUUCAUCUAUGAAGACAAGCUCUUCCAUGGGAUCAAUGGAUUCCCAUAAUUUUGAUGGUUUAGCAGGAGUAGGUCAAGCAGAUGAACCUACUGCAGAAGAUUUCUGGGAUGCAAUGAUUUCAUCCAGGAAAGAUAUGAAAAAAGAAAAGAAUUAA
Messenger RNA from Lathyrus sativus (Indian pea), 390 nucleotides. NCBI's taxonomy places the organism in Eukaryota, Viridiplantae, Streptophyta, Magnoliopsida, Fabales, Fabaceae. The record is from the annotation of a GenBank genome assembly.